UCACAACCUCUAAGCCAAGAUACCACUCAGUCGUUUUAUCACUCACUGUCAACCAAGGUCUAAAGUUUUCAAAGAAAUGAAAAGAUACGUUUCAUGAUAUGUAUACAAAAUAUUCUAGUUUUUUAGGCAUCUUUUGUUUUGUUUCGACAUUCAUUUACACAGAACUUGCUUUUUCAGCCUUCUUACCGUUGCAUUUCAGAGGUAGUUUACAUUGGAACAAUAAACACAACACAUGCUGAGCUGUCACUGAAAAUGUUAGAAGCGGGAAAGCAUGUUCUUAGUGAGAAACCCAUGGCCAUGAACUAUAAACAGGCAAAACAAGUCCUUGACUUUGCUAAGUCUAAAAAUCUUCUUUUUGUAGAGGGAAUAUGGAGUCGCUUGUUCCCCGUGUACGAUGAAAUAAGACAGGAAAUGGCGGCUGGUUCCCUUGGUGAUGUUAGACUGGUACAAGUAAACUUCUGUGAGUCUUUGUCUCAAGUAGAGAGAGUGAACGAUGUGAAACUUGGUGGAGGAGCAAGCCUAGAUAUUGGAAUCUACACGAUCCAGUUUGCUUGUCUCGUUUUUAAUGAAAUGCCAGAGAGUAUAACAGCUGUUGGAAAUCUCAUGAAAUCAGGUGCUGAUGAGAAUGCAUGUAUAAUUCUGAAAUACAAAAAUGGAGCAGUUGCUAAUCUGACGUACCAUUCUUCUGUGCUAAACAACAAUACUGCAGUAAUCUGCGGUACAAAGGGGAGAAUAGAGGUAGAACAGCCAUUCUGGGCACCAACAAAAAUAAGUACUCCAUCUGGUGUGAAAGAAUUCCCCUUGAAUGAUGAUGGAGGGUAUAAUUUUAAAAAUUGUGCUGGAUGAGGCUAAUGCUAUCCGUGAUUGUCUGUCAAAAGGUUUAAUUGAACAUCCAUACGUAACCCAUGGAGACAGUGAAAUGAUACAUAAAAUCAUGGAUGAAGUACGGCGACAGAUCGGCAUGGUGUAUCCGGACUUUGACUAGAAUGGACCAGACAUUGAGAACAAAAUAUUGAAAUUUUACCUUUAAGCAUAGGUCGUCAUAGGUUUAGUAACAGAGGUUUCGCUGACAUUAUUCCAACAGUAAUAUAUUUAAUAAAAAAAUUGUAAUGUAU
Messenger RNA from Mercenaria mercenaria, 1115 nucleotides. Its product is annotated as trans-1,2-dihydrobenzene-1,2-diol dehydrogenase-like. Lineage: Eukaryota; Metazoa; Mollusca; Bivalvia; Venerida; Veneridae. The transcript is spliced from 5 exons. The record is from RefSeq and is a predicted model, not a curated record. Gene Ontology annotation, molecular function: nucleotide binding. The coding region runs from base 253 to 846 and encodes 197 amino acids.